This is a messenger RNA of Pseudomyrmex gracilis, 886 nucleotides long. Its product is annotated as tRNA dimethylallyltransferase, mitochondrial-like. The annotation marks the transcript as partial. NCBI's taxonomy places the organism in Eukaryota, Metazoa, Arthropoda, Insecta, Hymenoptera, Formicidae. Gene Ontology annotation, molecular function: tRNA dimethylallyltransferase activity. The transcript is spliced from 6 exons. The record is from RefSeq and is a predicted model, not a curated record. Gene Ontology annotation, biological process: tRNA modification. Gene Ontology annotation, cellular component: mitochondrion.
AUCGUUGGAAGUUUUUUAUCAACACGGGAAAACCCAUUCCGAGCUUCUGAGGCUCCAACGCGCCGCCGGCGGCUGUGGAUUAGGAGGUCCUCUGAGAUACUCAAACGCCAUUAUCCUAUGGCUGCGCUGCAACAAGAAGGUUCUCGGCGAGAGGCUGGACAAUAGAGUUGACGGCAUGCUGGAGGCCGGUCUGGUGCAGGAAUUACUUGACUUUCAUCGCCGAUACAACGAAGAACGACUCAAGUCCAACACGUCACCCGAUUACACGAAAGGCAUCUUCCAGAGCAUCGGCUUCAAAGAGUUCCACGCUUACCUCACACUGCCUGAGGAGGAACGCGCGAGCGAGAAGGGAAAUCUAUUGCUCCAGCAGGGAAUUAAAGAUUUGAAAUUCGUUACUCGAAGAUACGCGAAGAAGCAAGAGAAAUGGGUGAUGAACAGACUGAUUCGACGUGGUGACCGGCAGGUCCCUCCGGUUUACUCCUUAGAUUGUAGCGACGUGACCAAGUGGAACUGCCACGUCUUAGAACCUGCAGCGGCGAUUAUUUCCGCAAUAUUGCGCGGCGAGAAACCCGAACAGCGACCGAUCAAUGAAAAUGUCGAGAACCAAAAAGUCACCGACAGUAGUACAAACAUGUAUAAUUAUUGCGAGGUAUGUGAAAAAAUAUUUGUUGAAAAGGAUCAGUGGCAAGCUCACUUAAAAGGCGGCAGACACAUGAGAGCUUUGAAGAGACUCAAAAGGAGAGAAGCGGAGAAAGAAAAGGAACAAACUCAAGAAAACGAGUUGAGCACGAACUCGUGACGAAUAUCAGUACCGCAUAAAUAAUGUGUGAACAUUCGUUCUUGCGUGGCUAUCAAAACUGUGAUUACUGUAUAUUUUACAAAUAAA